This is a messenger RNA of Penicillium samsonianum, 369 nucleotides long. RefSeq lists its product as uncharacterized. Lineage: Eukaryota; Fungi; Ascomycota; Eurotiomycetes; Eurotiales; Aspergillaceae. The coding region runs from base 1 to 369 and encodes 122 amino acids. The transcript has 2 exons. The record is from RefSeq and is a predicted model, not a curated record.
AUGCCCACUAAACCGAAGCAAUUUUACACUUACUACCAACGUAAGACCGCUCACACUUCGGAACAACGCUUCCUCGGUCCCGCCCUAAAGACAAAGACCAACGCCAUCUUCACCGGCGACCCCGUUAUCAGAUGCAAUAACCUAUUCACCAACAAAUGUUUCAUUUCAUGGAGGGACUAUACGAUCAUGGUCUUGAUCGUAGGAGGUCAAAUGCUAAAAUUUAGUACGGUCCUCGUCACCAUCAUUUCCAGUUUUAGUGGCGAAAGAGGCUUUGUCAAUAUAAACGAAGCUGAAAUCGAGAUGCUGAACACAUUUAGCACGCGAGUCGGAGAGUCAGAGAACACACAUACACUCCUAGAAACUAGGUGA